Molecule: messenger RNA, 2334 nt
Organism: Trichoderma asperellum CBS 433.97
Lineage: Eukaryota; Fungi; Ascomycota; Sordariomycetes; Hypocreales; Hypocreaceae
Biological process (GO): regulation of DNA-templated transcription; DNA-templated transcription
Molecular function (GO): DNA binding; zinc ion binding; DNA-binding transcription factor activity, RNA polymerase II-specific
Source: RefSeq, a predicted model, not a curated record
AUGCCGCGACGACGCGCCAGCAAGGCUUGCCUUCAUUGCCGCCAGAGAAAGGUCCGUUGCGAUGUGACGCUGCGAGGGGUUCCUUGCUUGAAUUGCCAGCUGGAUCACCAGACAUGCGCGAUCCAGGAGCGCAAAUCCAAACGACCGCUGGCAGAUUCGAAUAUUUCGGCUUACCGUGAAGGCGGCGCGGUGGUCGAGGGCCUAUCGACGAGAGUUGCAGACGAGAAUCCCUCCGGCAUAGACAGCAUAGAUCAAUGGGCCAAGCGACUGGGCGGAGUGCCACCAUUUGGCGCCAAAGGAUUAUCGACCAGCCCUCACAGCGACGCACGAUCGAAUGAAAGCAACUGUAUCGACCUCGAAGGAUUCUCGCCGAAGACUGCAUCGGCAAUUGCGAAUGUACACAACGGCAAAACGAAGUCGAGUCGAUAUAGUACAUUCUCGAAUUCAUCAAAAGCGCGAGCCAAUAGCAACGCAUACAACAGCUAUGACACUCUGCCCUUUAUCGCAACCCCCGAGCUGGGACACCUCUCAGCUCUGGAUGUUCGUUUUAUGCAACUCAAUGGGUGUUUCGAACUCCCUCCAAUGCCGAUUCUCAACGAACUAGUUCGAAUGUAUUUUCUUCAUACACAUCCUAUCGUACCGCUCCUUGAUGAGGGUGAUUUUUGGGAUUCAUUCUCAUGUUCAAGUGGGGAGAAAAUUUCUUUGCUUUUGUUUCAAGCGAUGGUAUUCGCUGCAUGCGCCUUCAUUCCAGAAGCUGUUGCAGAAGCAGCAGGUUUCCCCUACCCGAGGGCGGCCGCAGAGGCUUUUUACAAGAAGACCAAGAUCCUAUACGACUUUGAAAUUGAGUCGAAUCCCAUCGCUCUCGGCCAGGUGGCAAUACUGCUCACCUUCUGGCCGGGUGGUCUACGGCUGGGCCUAACGAAAGCAAACUCAGCAUGGCUGGGCACAGCCAUUCGACACGCAAAAUCCCUCCGAGCACAUCAUUUAUCGUCGAAGCAUGCCAGCCAGCACACGCAAAAUGUCCCCCCCAAAACACGGAUAAUGCUUCGGCGACUCUGGUGGUGCUGUUACUUUCGCGACCGCUCUCUCGCGCUGGCUCUUCGUCGAACGAUGCGGAUCCCUGAAAAAUAUCCAUUGUUAACUCUCGAAGAUUUCGAAGGCGAAUUUCACCGCUCUCGCGUAUACAAUGCUGAAGCAAAGCGCCAUAUUUUCGAUAUUUACAUUCAAAUAUCUAAGUUAAUCGUAAUCAUGACGGACGUGCUUCGACUAUGCUCGAUUUCAGAAGACGGAAUAGAUAGCGAGACGACCAGGACGGAUCAUCAUGCGAUAGCGAAUUGCAUGGCUCAACUGCAGGCAUGGCAUGAUGAAACCAGGCUACAGUUUCCAGAUGAUGGAGACCGGCCAGGUGUCCAGCCACACUUUGUCAUCAUACAGACCAAUCUGAUGUUUAUAUACUACUUCGCUGCGAAAUUGGCCAUCCACCAUCAAGAGAUUUUCUAUGCUGUUCGCGAUUCCGACAAUGCAAAUGGCGAAGGGCCGUAUCCCACCCUUGCCGGCAAAAGCGACCAAGUUCGUGAUGCUGUCAACAACCUUAUCAAGCACCUUUCCAACCCUGUGCAGCUUGGACUGGCGCAAUAUCUACCCGUCAGCGUCGUUGCAUUUGUUGCCAUGCCCCUCCUGGUACAGAUUCUCAAUGCAAAGAUCAUGUCCCGCGGCGUGGUAAGUUCGCGAGCGGCAAUACAUCAAGAGCAGCUGCAUUCCCUGAUCAAUCUGGUCAAGCAGUGCCACCGGCGGCUUGGUGGAGUCGACGCCAUGUGUGUUAUAAUUCGUCGACUAACGGAUGCGGCUCAAUCCCGAUUUCUGACUGGAAAGACAUCUCAGGUCACUGAGUUCAUCGAUUUAAUUGACUACAGCCCGCUUGAGUACCUAAGAUUCUUCUUGAACCUGGACCUGAACCUCAGCAAUGCGACGUUAGUAGAGAAUAUCCGGUUUUCAGAGCUGAAAGAGGAACUACUCCAAUCGAAGAAGACUCCAUCAGAAAGCGAGAGUCACACACCGGUUCCGGAUGCAGAACAGACCCCGUCAUCCACGCAGCCAACAGAGCCAGCCCUUAUAUCCACAUCUACACAGCAAGAUGCAUGGGGCCUGAAUUUCCCGGGGGCCAAAACCGACCCUUUCGCCGCAAUAGGCGACUCUCCUCUGGACUUUGACGAGCUCCUAAGUGGACAGGGCAUGCUGGGCAUCGACCCUUCUUUGAUUGAUUUGGAGUCUCUGCCCUUUAUGAAUCAGCGUAUGGAAUGGGAGAUGGAUGCCUGGCUGGUGGGAGGAUCCUAG